GGAGAGCGCGUCACUCAGGUUUUCCUCGCUGCCAGUCUCCCAGCGUCCCCAGCUUUCCAGGUAGGGACGCCCCCUCCCACGCAGCGCGGUUCAGUCGGGUGGGAAGGAGGGGCUGGCCUCCGAGCGCCCGCCCCUCCAUCUAUCACAUGGCCGGAGAGCCACAAAAACAACAGCUUUGGCCAAGACCGUGACUUCAGGAAAGGAAACCCGGGGCUCUCGCAGCCGGCCCCCACCCCAUGGAGGAGAGUUUUCUUGAAUCCUUUGGGAGGCUGAGCCUCCAGCAGCAGCAGCAGCAGCAGCAACCUCGGCCGCCGGCCCCGCCGCCCCCGCGUGGGACACCUCCGCGCCGCCACAGCUUUAGGAAACAUCUCUACCUCCUGCGAGGCCUCCCGGGCUCGGGGAAAACUACACUGGCCAGACAAUUGCAACACGACUUUCCCAGGGCUCUGAUUUUCAGCACGGAUGAUUUUUUCUUCAGGGAAGACGGUGCCUAUGAGUUCAAUCCUGACUUCCUGGAGGAAGCACAUGAAUGGAACCAGAAAAGAGCCAGAAAAGCAAUGAGGAAUGGCAUAUCCCCCAUUAUUAUUGAUAAUACCAACCUCCACGCCUGGGAAAUGAAGCCCUAUGCAGUCAUGGCACUUGAAAAUAACUAUGAAGUUAUAUUCCGAGAACCUGACACUCGCUGGAAAUUCAACGUUCAAGAGUUAGCAAGAAGGAACAUUCAUGGAGUCCCAAGAGAAAAAAUACACCGGAUGAAGGAACGGUAUGAACACGAUGUUACCUUUCACAGUGUGCUUCAUGCGGAAAAGCCAAGCAGAAUGAACAGAAACCAGGACAGGAAUAACCCAUCACCUUCCGACGGCGCAGGAUACUGGAAUCCCUGCGCGGAGUUUCCCACCCGGAGGGCUCAUGGGGGCUUCACAAACGAGAGCUCCUUUAACAGAAGAGGCGGCUGUCACCAUGGAUAUUAGAGGCCUAUCGUACAGGCAUUCACAAUUUUCCUAAAUCAGUUUUUACCGCAACUUUUGGUAUUUAUUCUUUGUUCAGUUUUAGCCAGAGCUCUAAUUCCCGUGUAAAUAGUCGGACCUGAAAGUUUUUCAGCAGAAGUCAUUAUAUUCAUUUUCAACAAGCACUUGUUAAAAGUGAUCCUCUAUGCAUGGUCUGAUGCUGGAAUUCUGAUUUGAUUAAACAAAGUCACUUUCUCUAGGGAACCAAUUGGAAACGGAACCCUGAAAACGUACCCAGUCACAUAAGUUCAAUAUACAGAAGCUUCAGUACCACUUCCUCUGAAGUAAUCUAUUUUUCCAGAAAACCCAUCUCCAUCAGGAAGGUUGGAAAGGUGGGGGAGAAGUGGGAGACAGGAAAAUGUUAGUGCCAUUGCUACUUUGAUAAGCCGUGUAUCCAAAAAAUGUGAGAUGUGUGGCUGUCACGAUGAGAGUGGUUUUCCUCUAAAAUGCAUAUACUAGAGAGCAUACAUCUAAGGGAAUAUCGUCCUUCAAAGUAGACUCUUUGGGAAAUUAUCCCUUUAUUCUCGUGAUGUGUCAUUGUUAAAAAGUCUUUUGGAUUCUUCUUGAUAGCUCUAAAAGCUACUGAGGAAAACCAGUGUCAUUAUUUAAAGUCACAUCUUGUGUUUUAACUACCACUGUAUCGAAUAGGAUUAAACCUGAUGAACUUUUUGGCUGUUGUGCCAAUAGUGGAAAUUAAAGAAGCCUGACUUUAUAAAACACCAGUUUUUAAGAGGAAAAAAUUAAGCAGUUUUUAGACAUGUGCAUAAUCAGUUGGCUGCCCAAAUGUUUGGGAGCACAAGAAUUAAGCAUCCCAAGAUAUAAAUCAUAUAGGGAUACGUAAAAGUCAUGCUCAUUGCAAGAUGAGCAGUCUUGGCGUUUUAUGUGGCAUUAUUUAAGACAAUAAAGUUCUACCACAACUCUGGGAUGUCCCUCUUAAACCAAUACUGAAUUUAUGAUUCCAAAUCAAGUCUCCACAGGUUAGAAUCAAAUUAAUUUGGUGUGAGACCAUGAUAGAUAAGAUCACGUAGGAUGUAUGCUUUAUUUCUUGUUGGCCAACAGCUUCUUUAUAAUGUUCUGUGAAAUAUUAUUUUAAGUGUCCUAUAUAAUGGUGCUUUUAUGGUUAUUAAAAAUUAUCUAUGGUAUUGCUUUA
This is a messenger RNA of Neofelis nebulosa (Clouded leopard), 2157 nucleotides long. RefSeq names its product NEDD4 binding protein 2 like 1 (gene N4BP2L1). The transcript has 5 exons. The coding region runs from base 237 to 971 and encodes 244 amino acids. The record is from RefSeq and is a predicted model, not a curated record. NCBI's taxonomy places the organism in Eukaryota, Metazoa, Chordata, Mammalia, Carnivora, Felidae.